Varanus komodoensis (Komodo dragon) is the source of this 1158-nucleotide messenger RNA. Its product is annotated as carbohydrate sulfotransferase 5-like. The record is from RefSeq and is a predicted model, not a curated record. Bases 1 to 1158 code for a protein of 385 amino acids. NCBI's taxonomy places the organism in Eukaryota, Metazoa, Chordata, Lepidosauria, Squamata, Varanidae. The transcript has a single exon. Gene Ontology annotation, molecular function: N-acetylglucosamine 6-O-sulfotransferase activity. Gene Ontology annotation, biological process: N-acetylglucosamine metabolic process; keratan sulfate proteoglycan biosynthetic process.
AUGCGCAUUCGAAAGUUCACCACCAGCAUCCAGCUUCUCCUGGUCUUGGCAUUGCUCCUGCUCGGUUUGCUCUUGUUCCAGAGGAGCCUAGAGCCCCCGCAAGGUGCUCGGCCUCAACCCAAGACCCAUGUGCUCAUCCUCUCCAGCUGGCGCUCUGGGUCCACCUUUGUGGGGCAGCUUUUCAGCCAGAACCCAGAGGUUUUCUACCUGAUGGAGCCGGCCAAGCAUGUGUGGAAGCGCAUGCCCUGGGGCAAUCCUGAACUUCUCCAGGGGUCCUUGAGGGACUUGCUGCGUUCCAUUUUUCUCUGUGACAUGAGGCCCCUUUGCGCCUACAUUGAAAAUCCUAGCAAGGUGAAUCACCUCUUCAUGUGGCCAAUGAGCCGGGCCCUGUGUUCCCCUCCAGCUUGCAAAGCCUUCAGCCGCUCAGAUAUUGUAAGCUUUGAGCAGUGCGAAGCCCAGUGCGGCCACACUCCCUUCCAGAAAAUUUCAGAAGCCUGUGCCACCUACAGCCAUGUGGUAGUGAAGACUGUACGCAUCUUCCAGCUGGAAGCCUUGUAUCCGCUCCUCACAGAUCCCUCCCUGCAUCUUCAUGUAAUCCACUUGGUCAGGGACCCUCGAGCUGUUUAUGCUUCCCGGAAGAGGGUUUCUCUUCUCCCUGAUGAUCUGCUCAUCAGCAACGCUGCCAACGUCACCCCUGACACUCAAGGGGUCAUGCGAAAGAUCUGCCACAGCCAGACUGAGAUGUACCUCACUGCCUUGCAACACCCGCCUCCGGCCUUGAGGGGGCGAUAUCUCCUGACCCGUUAUGAAGACCUGGUGAAAAACCCCCUGGGACAACUGGCGGAGUGGUACCGAUUCACUGGCCUGACUUUCUCCUCUAGACUCACAGCCUGGGUCUACAACAUAACACACUGGCCCACCGGCAGUGGCAACACAGGGCCCUUGGGAAUACAGAAAAAUGCCGACAUGGUCUCCCAGGCUUGGAGGAAGCACCUCAGCUUCCAGGAGGUACAAGAACUCCAAGCCAUCUGCAAGCAAGCUAUGGAGGCCUUCAGUUAUAAACCUGUGAGAACAGAGGAGGAUCAGAGAGAUUUGAGCCUGAACCUUGUCCUUCCUCAAAGAAAAAUGAGGGGCCAAAAAAAAGGGCCACAAACAUAA